Messenger RNA from Gigantopelta aegis, 3865 nucleotides. Its product is annotated as uroporphyrinogen-III synthase-like. The coding region runs from base 117 to 932 and encodes 271 amino acids. Gene Ontology annotation, biological process: uroporphyrinogen III biosynthetic process. Gene Ontology annotation, molecular function: uroporphyrinogen-III synthase activity. Lineage: Eukaryota; Metazoa; Mollusca; Gastropoda; Neomphalida; Peltospiridae. The record is from RefSeq and is a predicted model, not a curated record. The transcript is spliced from 10 exons.
GUUCAAUCAAUAUGUCUGCGCCCAUGGUCUAAGAUCUAUUCAGAAAAAAAGAUGUUUCGAAUUGCCUUCUGAAUAAUAAGAACUUAUAUUUUUGACGGAUGAGAUAAGUAGAAACCAUGACAGAAAAGAUGCCUAACAUCAAAUCAAAGUUUGUGAUGCUGUUCAAAGCUCCCAAAGAAACUGAAGAAGAUAAUUUUGUUGUGCAUCUGAAGAAUGCAGGUUACAAUGCACUCAGCAUCCCAGUGUUAGCAUUCAAGUUUGUAAACACUGAGAAACUAGCUUCCUGUUUGCAAGAACUUGACUCCUAUUCUGCUGUUAUAUUCACCAGUCCUAGAACUGUCCAGGCUGCAGUGCUUGCGGCAGAACAUAUCCAGUCAUCUGAAAGCGGCCCUCUUGGAUUAGACAAAAUCAAAUGUUAUGUUGUGGGAAAGAGUACCGGGGCUGCAGCCAAAAAAGCUGGUUUCAAACCUGAGGGAGAAGGAGCUGGAAAUGCAAGUGAACUGGCAGACAUCAUCAUUGCAGGGUCUAACAGUGAAGGCACAAAACCUUUCCUUUACCCUUGCAGCAACUUAAGACGAGAUAUCAUUACAGAAAAGCUGAAGGGCAAAGAUUUCACCCUGAAUGAAGUGACUGUUUAUGAAACAUGUCCAAACGAAAGCCUGGAAACUGUUGUGAAAAGUGCUGUAUCAUCAGAGGGUCUGCCCGAGUUUGCCGUGUUCUUCAGUCCGUCUGGGGUACUCAACACAGAACAUAUUGUAGCUGAAGGAAUCUUACCUCUGCAAAAAAUCAAGGUUGUUGCUCUUGGACCUACCACAAACAAGGAGCUGGUCUCACGAGGUUUCAGUCCAAUUGGCACCGCUAAAAAACCAGAUCCUGCCAGCUUGGUAGAGGUACUGAAGCAGGAUUUGGAAAGUGCAGACGGAAAUAAGUAACAGCUAUCUCUGUUCCACAGCGGAUGAGCCAUGGAAUGAAUUUGUUGCAUGCUUUGUAACCAUAUUAAAGAAAAACCUAACAGUAAAUAUGUUGUUGAUCCCUGCUACUUAAAAGUGUAUCUCCUGGAUAUUUCAUUAUCAACAGCUCUUCAUGAUGAUGUUGUUUCAUCAAAAUGAGGGACUCAUCAUGACUCACCACUGACUGUUAUUUGUUUUGUUACUGAAAAUAAAAGCUUGCUUGCAUUGAGUGAAUAUUAAAAUCUGAUAUUAACAUUUAUGUACUUGUGUUAGACAAGUAAAACCUGAGUGGGAACAAGUGCUUAUCUUAGUGGCAAACCAGGUGCGACAUAUGUUACCUUGGUCUUUCUGUUCAGUCAUUUUAAAAUCUAAAAGUGCCAUUUUAAAUAUACAACAGAUUCAGAAUGUCCCAGGAGAGUGUAUGGGUCCUCCCUGAGAAACAUGAUCAUUUCCCACCUUCCCUCAGUCUGUGAGUUGACCAUACAUGAUGAUCAUUUCCCACCUUCCCUCAGUCUGUGAGUUGACCAUACAUGAUGAUCAUUUCCCACCUUCCCUCAGUCUGUGAGUUGACCAUACAUGAUGAUCAUUUCCCACCUUCCCUCAGUCUGUGAGUUGACCAUACAUGUAGUUUUUGGUAUGGCACUAUUAGGUUUUCAAAACAACAAAAAAUACUUUCUGCAUGGAUACUUGAAAACUUUGAGAUCACCCCCCAACUUCCAGUAUGUGUUUAAGUGAGGAAUAGUGCUUAUGUAUAAAUAUUUAUUAUGGAUUGAAAUGCAUGUAUUGUGCAUUUUACCAAUGACUGCUCAAAUUUUCAGAGAAAAGGUCUUUUCCUCAGAUCUGGUGCUAUUUGCUUUAUGGAAUGUUGAUGUAUUACACAUGGUCUGGUUACUCCAUUUUUAUUUCUUGCUUUGCAGAAAUGGUUGUGUCAGUUUCAAAAUGUUACUUAAAACGCUUACUGAGAACCCUACAAUUUUCAAAUGUCAGAAACAUAGUCAUAUAUGAAAAUAUAAACAGUAUUUGUGUGUGAGUGUGAUUGUGUGUGUGUGAUCAUGUGCGCGUGUGUGUGUGUAUUUUGAAACUAAUAAUCAAUGUUACUGUUAUGAGAGGAAAAUGUCUUCAAUUUUGUUUUGACUGUAGCACAUUUUUUUCCACAUGAAAUAUUCAUAGCAUUUUAUUGAUUAUUAGUUGAAAACUGCAGAGAUAGUUGCAUGUUUAUUGUAGUUACAAAGCAACUGAAGAGAGAAAACAGGUAUAAAAUAAACAUUGGAACUAACUUCAGAUUGUAUUGUUAGCAAGUUUUGUUAUAAAAAUAAUUUUUUUAAAUUUUUACAAACCAUUUAUUAGUAAACAAUGACAUAAAAUUGGAGUGACCUUAAAAUGUGUUAUAUUCUUAUUAAAGUAUCAUACAUUUAUGCAUGCAUGUUGGUGCCUUGUUACACACACAGUUAAUAUACAUGUAUUUAGAUAGGUGUAAUAUACAUGUAAUUGUGAUAUAUACUGUGUUUAAUAUUUUAAUAAGAUGUACCUAAUAUCUGGGUCAUUCCAGUUCAAUUUAAUCAGAUAAAUAUAUUAUGAAUCUUUGCAAUAUAUUAGGACAAAAUAUCCAAUCUAUACUUUGUAAAUAUCCCUGGGGUCUACAGAUUUGAGGUGGGGCUGUUCUCGGUUUAUUAUUAUUAUUAUUAUUAUAUUUUAUUUUUAUCUAGAAGAGAUUGGAAUCAAGUUUUUUGUCUGACUGUUGUAAAACAUUGGUACACAAAUGUCCUUGUUGGUGAAAGCAUGCUAUUUAACUUGCUGUAUACCAGAGAUAAAUAUAUAAUUAUUUCAUUGUGGAAUGAACAUAUAAAAGUUUUACUGCUUCUGGAUCAAAAGAUAAACGUUUUGGAAAACAUAAUAUGGUAAAAAAAAAAAAACGCCUAUAAAAACUCCAUGUCUAAAGGGCUAUAUCUUCAAAGCUAUUGACUAUUGUAUCCUAGAUGUGUGUCUGAAAAUUAUGAAAAUUAUGCUUGAAUUUGAAAUUGAGGGGUCUUCUGAUUGAAUUGAACUGGAAUUAUUCAUAUUGAUCACUUUUACAUAUUCUGUAUCUACUGGGUAUUUAUCGAGAUGACAUGAAUCGGGAACAUAGCUAGUGGGGGUGGGGAUCAAAGGGGCAAAUGCCCCACCCCCACCCCCAAAACCCCCCAAACAAUUUACUGAUGAUUGAUAUUGACGUUUUAAAUAUGUAACCUUCCUGAAAUGGCUAUAGUUUUCAAAAUGUCCCGGGGGGGGGGGGGGGGGGGGGCAGGACCCCCUUGUGUCUUGCGCCUUCCAUGCUCUUUCUUUCCAUGAAUUCAUCUGCCUCCGACACAUACACACACAAAUUCUUAGCUACGGCUAAAAUUAGUUUAAAAGCACAUCAGUGUUAUUCUAGGGCCCUGUUUUAUAAAGGGAUCAUACCGUAUUCAAUUAAGGUGAUCAAUGCACUAACAUCGCUUCGUAAAACGGGGUCCAGCUCCAUAGUUAAUUACCAUACAUUUUCAUGCAUAUUUACGUUUUCUGUCCUUUUUUUCCCCCUAGAAUACCGAUGUAUUGACAGUGUCACUUACUGUCAGUCUUUUUCAGUAUUCUCUGUAUAUAGACAGAACAUUAAUUUCAGUGUUUUGUAUACACGAAAUUGUCACAAUUGCUUGCUUAGUAUAAGCUACACGGUAUAAACUAGGUGUGGUGCACGGGGCACAUUAAUGCAAUACUUGAUAGUAAAAGUCACACUUACUACGUCCCUCCGGACUAAAACUAGGUGGGGCUCAAAACUAGGUGGUGUUUAAUUAAAUUCAAGAUGCAUAUUUCACAUUUUUACCUCAUGUGUUUGUACUGCUUUGUUUUAUUUAUACAACAAAUGUUUUUAUAUUUAAUGAAUAAAGCUUUGUAGUAAGAAA